This is a messenger RNA of Purpureocillium takamizusanense, 2427 nucleotides long. RefSeq names its product Amidophosphoribosyltransferase (gene ADE4). Gene Ontology annotation, cellular component: cytoplasm. NCBI's taxonomy places the organism in Eukaryota, Fungi, Ascomycota, Sordariomycetes, Hypocreales, Ophiocordycipitaceae. Gene Ontology annotation, biological process: purine nucleotide biosynthetic process; purine nucleobase biosynthetic process. Gene Ontology annotation, molecular function: amidophosphoribosyltransferase activity. The record is from RefSeq and is a predicted model, not a curated record. The transcript has 5 exons. Bases 954 to 2243 code for a protein of 429 amino acids.
AACCCAACCAUGGACUACGUUGCGUAUUCUACCAGGUUCCAGGUCCCGCCCCUCGAGCCACCGUCUGUUUCCUCAGCUCAACGCACUCACGCUCAAAGCAUCGUGACGGUCUGAUCGUGGCCCUUCGACGCGCUUCGUCCCUCUCUCGGCCCUCACCCCGUCCAGCCCCUCCGCGACGACCAAGUACCGAGUCUCACUUCUACUUACGUCUUUCUCCGAGACAAUCGACACCACCCGCCGUCUCGGCGUCGCUGUCAAACACCCCGCUCAGUCGAGUUGCAACUUUCGUACCACCAGCCAGCACCACUGCACGUCGGACUUGUCGCAAAGCGCUUUGCUUAGUUACGGAGCGCCUCGUCUCCCCGCCGUAUCAUCCGAAGCCGCCGACAGCAUCAUCCCGAGCGCUUCCGACCGAAUCAAACAAUGUGUGGCAUUGUCGGGCUAAUCCUUGCCGACACCGACUCGCCCGGCGUCGAGGCGGCCGUUGACUUGCACGAGAGCCUUUACUAUCUCCAGCACCGAGGUCAGGAUGCUUGCGGCAUCACGACUUGUGGGUCUGGCGGCAGAAUAUACCAGUGCAAGGGCAACGGCAUGGUAGCAAAGGUCUUUGCGGAUGGCAAGCGUUGUGCCGAUUUGCCCGGAUACAUGGGCAUCGCCCACCUCCGUUACCCUACCGCGGGAACGAGCUCGGUAUGUUACCUCCACGAGUUGGGAGUACCGGCAUCACUGAGUCACCUUCCAAGUUGGAACUGGAACUUUGACUGCUGUCUUCGCGAUGCGUAACACAGACACUGACUGUCACAAAGAGCGCCGAGUCUCAGCCAUUCUAUGUCAACUCGCCUUACGGCAUCUGCUUCUCCCACAACGGCAAUAUCACAAACGCCCCGGAGCUGCGCCGUUACCUCGAUCAAGAGGCCCACCGUCAUGUGAAUACCGAUUCAGACAGUGAGCUGAUGCUCAACGUCUUUGCCAACGCGCUCAACGACACUGGCAAGGCGCGAGUGAACGUCGACGACAUCUUCAAGGCCUUGUCGCGUACAUAUGAGAAGUGCGAGGGCGCUUGGGCCAUCACGGCUAUGAUUGCCGGCUUUGGUAUCUUUGCAUUCCGGGAUUCAUACGGCAUCCGUCCGCUCAUUAUGGGCAGCCGACCCUCCACCACCGUCGAAGGUGGCACCGACUAUAUGCUGGCGUCUGAGAGCAUCGCACUCCGACAGCUGGGCUUCAAGAAUAUGCGCGAUAUCCUCCCCGGUGAGGCCGUCUUCAUUCAAAAAGGAGGCAAGCCACAAUUUCAUCAGGUUGCGGAGAGGCAGGCCUACUCGCCUGACAUCUUCGAGUACGUUUACUUCGCAAGGCCGGACACAGUCAUGGAUGGCAUCUCUAUCCACCAGAGCCGACAGAUUAUGGGUGUCAAGUUGGCCCAGAAGCUCAAGGAUACGCUGGGAGAGGACGGCAUCAAGGAAAUCGACGUGAUCAUCCCCGUCCCGGAGACAAGUAACACUGCCGCCGCCAUCGUCUCAGAACAACUCGGCAAACCGUUUUCCAACGGAUUUGUCAAGAACAGAUACGUAUAUCGAACAUUCAUCCUGCCGGGGCAAAAGGCUCGCGAAAAGGGUGUGCGCAGGAAACUGAGCGCCAUGGACUCCGAGUUCCAGGGCCGCGUGGUUUGUCUUGUAGACGACUCCAUCGUCCGUGGCACGACCAGCCGGGAGAUUGUCAGCAUGGCGCGGGAAGCUGGAGCACGAAAAGUCAUUUUCGCCAGCUGCGCCCCGCCUAUCACGCAUCCUCACAUUCAUGGCAUCGACUUGGCCAGCCCACAGGAGCUCAUCGCACAUGAGAAGACGAGGCACGACAUUGCGAGACACAUCAAGGCGGACGACGUCAUCUAUCAGGACCUGGAGGACCUGAAAGCUGCGUGCGCGGAAGCCUCACCGCAAAGUCAGAUCAAGGACUUUGAGGUGGGUGUCUUCUGCGGCAAGUACAAGACGUUGGUUCCGGACGGCUACUUCGACCACCUGAACCAGAUUCGGGGCAAGAAGUCCAAGACUGUCGUUGAGGCAGCGCAUCAGCCGGCCAUUGCUGGCAACAGCGGGCCGGUCGGAUCGGCCGCCGACGGCUCGCCGACAGUUGUCAAUGGGAACGGUGGCAUGACGACCCCCGUCACUGUCAGAAUGGAGCCCCGUAGCCCCGAGCACCGUGAAGACGUUGGGCUCCACAACCUGGCGAUGGACCCUGAAACUCGAUAGUAGGCAAUGGACGGAAACGGGUUGGCAACGACCGAAAGGACGUAGUAGUACCAAGCGGGGGUGUCAGUCACAGAUGUAUGAGGGCGUGGUGUGUCACACGUUUGUUUGCACACCACAGGGGCGAGGCAGAGUACUGGAUUGAUGUUUUAGACCACGAACCAAGCAUGUCAAGUCAAGUUAUGAG